This is a messenger RNA of Setaria italica (foxtail millet), 1961 nucleotides long. Its product is annotated as AP2-like ethylene-responsive transcription factor AIL1. The coding region runs from base 516 to 1610 and encodes 364 amino acids. Gene Ontology annotation, molecular function: DNA binding; DNA-binding transcription factor activity. NCBI's taxonomy places the organism in Eukaryota, Viridiplantae, Streptophyta, Magnoliopsida, Poales, Poaceae. The transcript is spliced from 9 exons. Gene Ontology annotation, biological process: regulation of DNA-templated transcription. The record is from RefSeq and is a predicted model, not a curated record.
CCCUGACGUCCUCAGCAGUAGCGCCAGCGUGCUGCAGCCUGCACAGGUGGGCUUAGCUAUCCCAGAUUGUGCUCCGCCGCGGGCGAUUAGGUAAAUCCGCCGGAGCAAGAGGGAAAUUAUCCUGCGAUUUUUUCGUCCUCUCCCUCCAUCUCUCUCUCCUCUCGAUUUGCCCGAGAAAAUUUUUCGUUGUUUCCCGCAUCACUCUCCACUAAGCCGAGCCGCCGCCCCCCUCUCUCCACGCGCUGGUGCUCGUCGCUUCCUGCCCAAUUCGGCGUCAUUCGCCCGCCCCCCUAUUAAUUCCCUGCCUCGAUAGUCGAUGGCCGAUUGCCCCGUGAAAUUUCCGGUUUUGUUGCCUCGCCGGUGUUAAAUACCCACGCCGCUAGGGUUCAAUCGUCGUCCGGAGGCUUCCCCGUCAAUCUCGGCGUGGGUACGGGCGGCGGCUCAAAGGUGGUUUGUGAAUAGGGAGAUAGAUAGAUAGUUAGGGUUCUAGGAAUUGUUUCCAUCUCCCGUAUUGGAUGGAGGAAUCGGUGGCAGGGGUUAAUCUUGCGAAGCAAAUGGAGAAGGAGAAGGCGGCGGGGGAACCAGGGGAUGAGGGUGCGAUAGAGAGGAGCCACUCUAUCAAUCUGAAUACGGUGCCACCACCAGUUGCUGUGGAGGCGAGGAGCACUCAGGAGAAUGGUGAGACGCAUGGCGCAGAGGUGUCAGGAACAAAGGAUUCAAGAACCGGGAAGCCAGAGCAAUCCAGUGGUGCUGAUCAGAAGAAGUUGCCCAAGUGUGAGCAAGUCGACUAUGAAAGUGAAACUGAAGGCUGUGAGAACCCUGCCGAGAAGGCUGCCCUGGUUACUGUGGUGGGAAAUGAAGGGCUUGCUGAUUUUGGUGAUGAGGAUGAGAGAGCUCAGGUCCUCACUAUUGUCAAGAAGGAUGAGCCUGCAGAUGAAAUCGGUGAUUCUAUCAAUCCGUUGGCAGGGGCAGGGUUUAGAGAAGAGAAGGGUGUUGUUGGUGCUUCUGCUGAAAUUUCUGCAGUGCGACCUGCUGGCUCUCGAUCAUCGAGUUUCCAUGGAGUGACCAGGCAUAGAUGGAGUGGGAAAUAUGAAGCUCAUCUGUGGGACAGUUCUUGCAGAGUAGAAGGACGGAGAAGAAAAGGGAAACAAGUUUAUCUAGGAAGUUAUGAUACUGAGGAGAAAGCUGCUAGGUCUUAUGAUGUUGCAGCUCUUAAAUACUGGGGUCAAAAUACAAGACUAAACUUUCCGAUUUCACAAUACGAAAAAGAACUGGAGGAUAUAAGGGACUUAUCUCGAGAGGAAUGUGUGACAUAUUUGAGAAGGAGGAGCAGCUGCUUUUCAAGAGGGGCUUCUAUUUAUAGAGGAGUGACAAGAAGGCAGAAAGACGGGAGAUGGCAAGCACGCAUAGGACUGGUUGCUGGAACUAGAGACAUAUACCUGGGAACAUUCAAAACUGAGGAAGAAGCUGCGGAGGCUUAUGAUAUUGCUGCCAUCGAGAUACGUGGCAAAAAUGCUGUGACCAACUUUGACCGAAGCAACUAUGUUGACAAGGGUAUGCACUGUAUAGAAGGGGAAGGCUUGAGGCUGCUCGCAUCGAAGCCAGAAUAAUAACUUGAACUAAAAUGCGGCGUCAUCUAUUGAGCAGUUUUGCCCAGAGACAGAUUUGGAACUUAGUGGUACAUACAGAUAGGAGAACUGGUUGCAUUUUUUCAAUACUUCCUGCUUUUAAGUCUUAACGAUUACAAUUAUUGAAUCACCUAGCAAAAAUCAUGUAAGGGGUUUUUCGAGCAUGUACCAUAGGGUUUGUAGGAUAGAUCUUUCUGGAAAUGUUACCGAGUCAAUGUUCAUGUUAUGUUUCGGUUGCUUCGUUUUUGACAAAUUGAACAUUCCUCAGAUCUUUCUGAAGAAUGGCCCUACCUAAGUGCAUUACAUAUUAGCCACUCCUAUACCUUUGGUUUC